Molecule: messenger RNA, 2193 nt
Organism: Sclerotinia trifoliorum
Lineage: Eukaryota; Fungi; Ascomycota; Leotiomycetes; Helotiales; Sclerotiniaceae
Source: the annotation of a GenBank genome assembly
CAAGCUUCUCGGUACCAAGAGUUCGUUUAAGCUCGAAUUAAUAGAUCUAGAGAUAUCCACUUUCUUAUCUUUCUCCCUUGACGUGGAUCUAAAAAUGCACAUGGUAUAAUAGUGCCAGAAACUGUUCUUCUCCAUUCCCCUGUAUGAGAAAAGAUACUUGCUGCUUAUGUACCUAAUCUCGACUCCAGAACGUCUAGCACCAGUUCAGAACCCCAACAUUUUAAGCUAUUCAUCUUGGCAGCAGCACUCAGCAUUCAACCUCAAUUUAUUUCUUGGUGAAUUGAAUUUUAUCGCUAUUCUGAGAAGCAGAGUGUAGGACCAUUGUCCCCGGACAUGUCCGAAUGCGGGAGCUCCUUUGGCAUGGCGCAAUAAGGGAGGUGCAGCUUCGAGAAGUACUUAAUUCAAUGGUAUGCUGUCUUGCAAAGUUUUCUCAGGUCGAGAUUUUUGACUCCUUAAAACUUUCUUUCAUUUCCUAAAGUUAUAGAAAACUAAUCGUCACGAUGUUUUCCACGCUCCUUCCAUUCGUUGCCCUUGCGACUCCAGUCUUUUCCGCCAUUUUGUCAAAUGGCACUGCCUCAGCUUUAGCAACUGACGAUCAAUUGUCAUGCACCACAUCCUUCGAUUCAACAAAACCCUUAACUGUUAUUACGUCCGUUGAGACAUUGACAUCAACCCAGAUCGAUACUAGCAUAAUCACUUCCACUCCUUCAAUUUCCUUGACCUUGAUGCCUACCACCCUUACAGUGGGUGAAUUCACCACAAUUACUGAAACAACAACAAUUCCUCAAGUUACCGACACUUUUAGCAGUAUAUCGACUAUCCUGGAUACAGUCAUCCUAACAAAUACUAUUGUUGAGACCAAGACUAAUACCGUCACCAUGACAGUCACUGGAAGUCCAUCAACCGUUUCCAUUGCAGCUAAGAAUGGCUUCACACCGAUUGCCUCAUCCAACGUUUCUCCAGUCAAGCGUGACGAAUGUGGACCUGUUCGGCCUCCUCAGGAACCAGUCACCAUCACAGUCACUGUGACAUCUACCCUUACUUAUGAAAAGGAUACAUACUAUACUGUUACCCAGCCAGGCCAAUUGAAUAAUCAAGAGCCAACCACCUUGAAGUCGUUCACGAAAACCGCCUCAGCUUUUCAAUAUAGUUCAAAGAAUGAAGAACAAAGUACAGGAAAUCGAGGACCAGUCCCAUCUUCAUCUUUUUCUAGACAUUAUUACUACAACACUACAUCUCAGUACAUUGCCGGCUCCGGCUCUGCACCAACAAUCAUCAAAACGACUGGCACAGCCAUCAGCGGCAACAUCAGUCCAAUUCAAAAUGCGACGUCUUCAAUCUAUGUACCAACUGGUGUCACGACUUCCAGUAGAGUUAGCCUUACUCCUAUAAUCAGCGCAAACUCAACUAUCAGUUCUGGCACUGCAUACAGUAGUUCGAUACCAACAUCCACAAUUCCCCUCCUUGGAAUCAGCACAUCCUACCCAGCAUUCAUUGGAUGCACAUCAACCAUAAAAAUUGAAUCCACCACCACAAUUACGGAAAUAGCGUCUUCAACAAUCACCAACCUCGCCACUCCCUACAUCACGGAAAUCUCCACCUCCACCAUCACCACAACUACGAGCGUAAUGCUCGCUGAUGCCUCCACAACCCUAAUCUCCACCCUCAUCUCCACAAUCUCCAACACCAUCGCCGCAACCUCCACCACCACCGUAACCAGCACCCAGACCAUCAGCCAAAUCUCCGGCGCAACCCCCACUGUCUACGCCGCCUGCGGCCCCAACAACGUCAUCUCAUCCUUUAACGGCCAAUCCAUCACUCAAAACCGCUUUCUCAAUAACGUCCUCGCGGCCACUACUGCUGCCUCAGCAUAUGAUUGUUGCGUUGCUUGUCAGACAAAUGCAGGAGGCUGUGCUGGAUCGUUAUUCCUGAACUCAGGGAGUUGUUAUUUGUCUGCUAGUGCCGGGACGUGUGAUGGUAGUGUUGUGGCGAAUUAUUUUUAUACCUCUGCCGCGGGGACUUCGGCUACUAAUAAUGCGUUUUAUGUCUCCAAUGGACCGUGUGGACAGCAGCAGUAUCAUUCGAUGGGGUAGUUAGUUUGUUUGAGGUGGAAAUGUACAGAAAGGUGUAUUUGUGUGUUUGAUUAGAGAUGAUUUAUUAGUAUAGUAUAGAUAGGAUAGAAUAGAAUGUGUA